Bufo bufo (common toad) is the source of this 3234-nucleotide messenger RNA. RefSeq names its product zinc finger protein 271-like. Gene Ontology annotation, biological process: regulation of DNA-templated transcription. The transcript has 5 exons. Gene Ontology annotation, molecular function: RNA polymerase II cis-regulatory region sequence-specific DNA binding; DNA-binding transcription factor activity, RNA polymerase II-specific. Bases 1 to 3234 code for a protein of 1077 amino acids. The record is from RefSeq and is a predicted model, not a curated record. Lineage: Eukaryota; Metazoa; Chordata; Amphibia; Anura; Bufonidae.
AUGUUACUACUAGAUGAAGAUAUCAUGCAGCGCUCUUCAGGAGAAAACCUCAUUACCCUUAAUGUACAUCCAGGACUUCACAGUACAGAUCUGUCAUAUAAUCCUCCUAAUUAUGAGGAACCUUCUCCUGACCAAUCACAGAUUGUUACCGCAAGUACAAAUCAGGAAAGGAUUAAAAGGUUUCAUUGUGGUAAAGAAUCCACAAACAGCUCAGGACUUUCUACUCACCGAAGACGUCACAAAGGAGAGAAAAUGUAUUCAUGUUCAGAAUGUGGGAAAUGUUUUACAGAUAAAUCACAUCUUGUUAUACAUGUGAGAACUCACACAGGAGAGAAACCAUAUUCAUGUUCAGAAUGUGGGAACUGUUUCACACAGAAAUCAAAUCUUAUUGCACAUAAGAGAUGUCACACAGGAGAGAAAAUGUAUUUAUGUUCAGAAUGUGGGAAAUGUUUUACAGAGAAAUCAAAACUUGUUAUACAUGUGAGAACUCACACUGGGGAAAAGCCAUAUUCAUGUUCAGAAUGUGGGAAAUAUUUCACACAGAAAGCAGUACUUGUUAGACAUAAGAGAAGUCACACAGGAGAGAAGCCAUAUUCGUGUUCAGAAUGUGGGAAAUGUUUUACACAGAAUUCACAUCUUGUUAAACACCAGAGAUUUCAUACAGGAGAGAAACCAUAUUCAUGUUCAGAAUGUGGGAAAUGUUAUAGACAAACAUCACAUCUUGUUAGACAUAAGAGAAUUCACACAGGAGAGAAACCGUAUUCAUGUUUAGAAUGUGGAAACUGUUUUACAUAUAAAUCAGAUCUUGUUAAACAUCAGAGAUGUCACACAGGAGAGAAAGCAUAUACAUGUUCACAAUGUGGGAAAUGUUUUGCGCAAAAAUCAGAUCUAUUUAAGCAUAAGAGAAGUCACACAGGAGAGAAACCAUAUUCAUGUUCAGAAUUUGGGAACUGUUUCACACAGAAAUCAAAUCUUAUUGCACAUAAGAGAUGUCACACAGGAGAGAAAAUGUAUUUAUGUUCAGAAUGUGGGAAAUGUUUUACAGAGAAAUCAAAACUUGUUAUACAUGUGAGAACUCACACUGGGGAAAAGCCAUAUUCAUGUUCAGAAUGUGGGAAAUAUUUCACACAGAAAUCAGUACUUGAUAGACAUAAGAGAAGUCACACAGGAGAGAAGCCAUAUUCGUGUUCAGAAUGUGGGAAAUGUUUUACACAUAAAUCAAAUCUUGUUAAACACCAGAGAUUUCAUACAGGAGAGAAACCAUAUUCAUGUUCAGAAUGUGGGAAAUGUUUUUCAGAUAAAUCAAAUCUUCUAAAACAUAAGAGGAAUCACACAGGAGAGAAGCCAUAUUCAUGUUCAGAAUGUGGGAAAUGUUUUAGACACAAAUCACAUCUUGUUACACAUAAGAGAAGUCACACAGGAGAGAAGCCAUAUUCGUGUUCAGAAUGUGGGAAAUGUUUUACACAGAAAUCAAAUCUUGUUAAACACCAGAGAUUUCAUACAGGAGAGAAACCGUAUUCAUGUUCAGAAUGUGGGAAAUGUUUUACACAGAAAGCCAAUCUUAUUAAGCAUGAGAUAAUUCACACUGGAGAAAAGCCAUAUUCAUGUUCACAAUGUGGGAAAUGUUUUGCGCAAAAAUCAGAUCUUGUUAGACAUGAGAGAAUUCACACUGGGGAAAAGCUGUAUUCAUGUUCACAAUGUGGGAAAUGUUUUGUGCAAAAAUCAGAUCUUGUUAGACAUGAGCGAAGACACACAGGAGAGAAACCGUAUUCAUGUUCAGAAUGUGGGAAAUGUUUUGCACAAAAAUCACAUCUUGUUAAACAUGAGAUAGUUCACACUGGGGAAAAGCCGUAUUCAUGUUCAGAAUGUGGGAAAUGUUUUACGGAAAAAUCAGGUCUUGUUAAACAUGAAAGACGUCACACAGGAGAGAAGCUGUAUUCGUGUUCAGAAUGUGGAAAAUGUUUUUCAGAUAAAUCAAAUCUUCUAAAACAUAAGAAAAGACACACAGGAGAUAAGUCAUAUUUAUGUUCAGAAUGUGGGAAAUGUUUUAUAUAUGAAUCACAUCUUGUUAGACAUGAGAGAAUUCACACAGGAGAGAAGCCAUAUUCAUGUUCAGAAUGUGGGAAAAUGUUUUCACGAAAAUCAGAUCUUGUUACCCAUGAGAGAGGUCACACAGGAGAGAAACCAUAUUCAUGUUCAGAAUGUGGGAAAUGUUUUACACAAAAAUCUAGUCUUGUUAAACAUCAGAGAUUUCAUACAGGAGAGAAGCCAUAUUCAUGUUCAGAAUGUGGGAAAUGUUUUACACAAAAAUCAAAUCUUCUUACACAUGAGAGACGUCACAAAGGAGAGAAGCUAUUUUCAUGUUCCGAAUGUGGGAAAUGUUUUUUGCAAAAAUCAGAUCUUAAUACACAUGAGAGAAUUCACACAGGAGAGAAGCCAUACUCAUGUUCAGAAUGUGGAAAACAUUUUACCCAGAAAUCAGCUCUUGGUAAACAUCAAAGAAGUCACUCGGGGGAGAAGCCAUAUUCAUGCUCAGAAUGCGGAAAACAUUUUACAUGUAAAGCACAUCUUGUCAUACAUGAGAGAAGUCACACAGGAGAGAAGCCGUAUUCAUGUUCAGAGUGUAGGGAACGCUUUACAGAGAAAUCAAGUCUUGUUAUACAUAAGAGAAGUCACACAGGAGAGAAACCAUAUUCAUGUUCAGAAUGUGGGAAGUGUUUUACAAAUAAAUCAAAUCUUGUUAGACAUAAAAGAAGUCACACAGGAGAGAAGCCAUAUUCAUGCUCAGAAUGUGGAAAAUGGUUUACGCGGAAAUCAUACCUUGUUAAACAUCAGAGAGUGCACACAGGGGAGAGAUCACAUUCUUGUGCAGAAUGUGGGAAAUGGUUUGGACAAAAAUCAGAUCUUGUUAGACAUGAGAGAGAAAAUCCUAGUAAGAAUUCUGAGGGAAACUUCAUUUUGUCACUAAAUUAUAAAGCAGAAGAUGAAGAUAUCAUGCAGCGCUCUUCAGGAGAAAACCUUAAUGUAGAACCAGGACUUCACAGUACAGUUCUGUCAUAUAAUCCCUCUGACCAUGAGGAACCUUCUCCUGAUGAAUCUUGGAUUGUUACCACAACUGUAGGAGAGAAACUAUAUUCAUGUUCAGAAUGUGGCAAUUAUUUUACACAAAAAUUAAAUCUUGUGAAUCAUAAGAGAAGUCACGCCAAAGAGAAACUGUUUUCAUAUUCCAAAUGA